AUGAGCCCAUACAAGGAGUCAGACGCUGCUUCUGUAUUGACUGUGUUUGGUAACGGCAGUGAGGUCACCAUAAAAAGUGUUGACGGCUCUAGCAAAGGCCGCGCCGGAAGGGGGGGGACACCUGGUUUUGAGGCGGGAGAGGAACUACGCCCGGAAUACACGAUUGUUCUUGAUCAUCUUGCCAGAUACGAGGCUCAACUUACUGCAAUCAUACAAGAAAUUCAUGAAAAUCCCGCAAUUGUUCUUGAUACAGGAUUUGAAUCACGCCUCAAGGGUUUAGACAAUGAACCAGCCACGAUGGAGACCGCUAUAGGCAAUGCUGUUAUGACGUCUCACUUACAUGCAAAGACCAGCAUGCAGAAAUUUGACACAACCGCACAAGAACGUCUUAGGGAAUGUGAGAAGAGGCUUGUCAGGACCAGACGUUGA
Tremella mesenterica DSM 1558 is the source of this 429-nucleotide messenger RNA. RefSeq lists its product as uncharacterized. The record is from RefSeq and is a predicted model, not a curated record. Bases 1 to 429 code for a protein of 142 amino acids. The transcript has 2 exons. Lineage: Eukaryota; Fungi; Basidiomycota; Tremellomycetes; Tremellales; Tremellaceae.